Messenger RNA from Caenorhabditis sp. 36 PRJEB53466, 4590 nucleotides. The record is from the annotation of a GenBank genome assembly. NCBI's taxonomy places the organism in Eukaryota, Metazoa, Nematoda, Chromadorea, Rhabditida, Rhabditidae.
AUGGAAUUCGCGCCCGAGUCGUCGUCGGCUGGUCCGAGCGGCUACGGUCAGAUGUUCUACGAGCAGCAGCAGCAGCAGUUUCCGUUCGUUGACGAGGAACAGCCGAGCACUUCGACCGCCGCAUCGGUGCCCGUUUCAGUCCAACCGAAGAUGGAAGCCGAAACUGUAAGUGCAAGUGAGAAUUUGGUCGCGUGUGUGCGCACUGCGGGAGACUUGUCCUUCUCUGUUUUUUCUUGCUUCCGUCAAUUUUCGACACCUUCUUCUUCUUCCCCCUCUUUUUCGUUGCCUCCGCGCCUCGCUCCUCGCUCGCAGAUAGGGAUCUUCGGCGAUCGGAGGAAUCUCGACUAGCCUUUUCCUCCGUCUCACUUCUUCUUUUAUUGAUUCCUCAUACUUCUCCGUUCCAGAAUUAUGUGAACUGGCAGCUUGAUGAUCGUAGUGCCGCCGUGCUCAACGACAACGUUCGCACGUUCAUCUACAACCGCACAGAUCCUCACAUUCAACACGACAUGCGCACUUUCUAUAAUCUGAUGGAGCACGAGGAGGCUCUUCAGCCCAACUAUCACUACUUUACGGCGGUGCAAGAACACGUCACUCCGUUUCACAGGGAGCAAGCAGUUGACUGGAUCUUCGACGUGGCACAGGAAGAGAAGUGCGACGGGGACGUCUACCUGCUCGCCGUCGCAAUCAUCGACCGCUUCCUUUCGUUCCAGAACAUUCUGAAGCACGACAUUCAGGUGAGAAACGUUAGCAUAGUUUGGAAAUAAGACACCGUUAUUCCUGCAGAUGAUCGCCGGAGUUGCUCUGUUUAUUGCCAGUAAACUGAAGGCUCCUCAUCCGUUGACAGCUUCCAAGAUCGCCUACUACUCGGAUAACACUUGCCCCAUCGAUAUGCUCCUUCAAUGGGAGUUGCUCAUCGUGACCACCCUGCAAUGGGAGACCGAGUCGCCGACCGCCUUCUCCUUCUUCGAUCAACUCGCCGCCCGGAUCCCACAGAUCCACAAUCUGCGUGGACCGUUCCAGCUGACUGUCCAAAAGUGUCAACGAAGUGAGUUCCAUUUCCGUCUUCAGUCGUUUUUUGUUUCGCCGCCGGGCGCGUGCCUGUUCUAAGUACGUCUUCUAAUCUCCAAAAUCGAAGUAGUUUUUUGGCCAUUCCUGUCCCCCUUUUGGGCCAGUGUCUUUUGUACUUUUUCUGCGGCCGCCCAGGGUGGUGGUGCCCCGGGAGGCGCCCCGCAUCAGACAAGUUUUUUUGAUGGGUGGUCGUUUAUGUGCUGGUGUCCGCCUUCUGCUGUGCGGUAGGUCGGGACGGGAAGACACCGUUGCAUUUGCAUAAAAUUGGCAAUUGAAGACGACACAGGAAAAAAGGGACGUCUUCUGGAGAGAGAGAGAGAGAGAAGUAUGAAAAAAAGAGGGAAAAUCGAGUUACCCAGUAGAGGAGCUGGUUGGUAGAACAAAGAAAGUCUGAAACUGUCAUUGCCGCUAAUCUCCCGCAGAUCCUUCCUUCCACGUAACCCCUCUAUGCAAACAAACAAGUUCUAGUGUUCUGAGAAUUCGCUCCAGGAGGUCUGUGUCUAAUGAGCUUAGUCCUCUUUCUUCCCCCUCAUCGGACAUCUUUUGACGAUUGGUCUGAAGGCGUGCAGGAAAAAGGAGGAGAAGAAGAAGAAAGACACUAUUUCCAUAGACAAACAGUGGAACAAGUUGAUUUUGUGUUAGUUUUUGCGUACGGCUCAUUGGCCAUUUGACACGCGUUGACCUAGGAUUGGGUGAAGGUUUAGCGCCUUUGUCGCCAUCACAGAUAUCGCCAGAUACAAAGUGAGUCAGUGCCAGGUACACACCACUACGUUUUUUCGCCUUUGUUCUCAGCCGGCCGGGUGACACACUGAGAGCGCCCUCUAAAAAAUGACUAUGUCCGUGGGGGUCUGAGAGAGAGAGUCGUAGUGACAACCACCAGAAGGAGACCAUCUGUCCGGCCACAGUAUCAGCCACAAGUCCUAUCCGCUUCCGAUCGAAUCCUUCCGUCAAUCUGCGAUGAGCACACAAUACACGCAUAUGACGUGGCUUUUAAUGAUGGCCUAAUGAGGAGGAAUUAGCUGAUUGACUGUAAAUAACGGCGCGUGACACGCUAAUGGAGCACUCACAGGUGGCCGUUUCCAUUUGUUUCAUUCCCUGAAAUUUGGGCGCCACCGGUAAUUUGGCAGAUAACCAUCUAGAUGGGCCGGCGGCGGAGCUCUUAGAAAUCCAAACCGUUUAAUUGUCACGGAUCACUUGACACCGCCUAAGGCAACAAUUAGAAGGCUCGUGUGAAGGCGUCUAGAAGCCCUUGAACACAUGUCGCCCUAAUCCGCUCGCUUCGUACCGUUUGAAGUGACCUCCAAGACGAGGACUGGCUUACUGUAAAUGAUCGACAGUUUAUUUGAACUAACUUCCGACGGGCGGUCCUUUGCAACAUGAUAUGAGCGAAUGGCAAUCGAUCACUCGUAUGUUUGCCAUUCCUCCACAUCUCCUAAUGGAUGUUCUCUCCACGGAUUAACAUGAAGUUAUGUCCAUUGCGCCCACCUGGCGCGUGCCUACCGUACUGUUGAUUUAUGCCAGAAGGCAGAUAUUUGGGCUAGAUUAUGAAAACGGAGGAUGCGUGGGCGGACUAUUCUCCUUCCCCUUCCACUGAUUUAUGACGAGCCGUGUUGUGUUGCGUCGCGGGUUCAACAAAGAAAGUUACGCGUUGUCGCAACAGGACGGGGCUCUUUCUGAUCGGCGACGACGACAUGUGUACAUUAUUAUGAUGGAAUAAAUUCCUCGAGGUCACCGACGACAACUGGCCGAUGGAAAUUCAAAUUCGACUGAUGAAGCUCGAGGAUGACAAGGGACAGGACUGUAUUCUAUUCUCCUCAUUAAUGUUGCAUACCAAAUUGACCUAAUUGAUUGACGUGCCGGAAUUUGAAUUGGAAUUGGAAUUGGCUCUCUUCCUUCCUUCCAUCCGGGGAUACUGUAGGCAGCUGAAGAAGCCAUCAAUCCGGUCAGAUCGCCCGUUUGACCAAUAUAAAUUCGUUCCUCCGGUCAAUUACCCCAGUGCUUUUUUCUUUUUCGAUGGCUUACGGGGAACGGAUGGCGCGUGUCAUCGAACACAAAAAGUGCGCUUUCAUAGCCUUCCGGUGAUCCAAUUGGUCCAUGUGUUCCAUCCGUUUUCAAAUCUUCCGCACACACACACACAUUUCUAUGCACAUCAUCGUCAUCGUCUUAAUGCCACCGACCAGCUGUCGGCGGUGCAUUCAAUUAUGCAACACAAGUCCGUUUUUUUGCGCGAUCCUCCACACAGAGACCGUACUGGCAACAGGUGCUCUGCGAGCCGUAAAAGCCCUAAUUGCGCCUGAUAUUUGAAAUGCGCAAGAAGCUUUGAGAAGAAUGUGCUAUGACGAUGGCGCAAUCCGGGUCAAAGUUUACGUCACCAAGGGUCAGACGAUAUCCGAACCACUACGUCACCAACUGUUGAGAUCUCUCCGAGUCGGGGGUCUGAAUUUGGCGGUGGAGUGUGAAAUUUCAAAAAGUAACCAUUACGGAACGACCUCGGUUUGCCUUUCACCUACAGUACCAAGUUUAUGUUAGCAUAGAUAAGCGUCUCAACGGACUGGCCUCCCACCAUCUUUAACCGUUUCUCCGUUUCGAAAAAUUCGAUUUUGGCGCGUCUGUCUCCCUCAGAAUGUUUCGUCCGCAAGGUGUGAAAACGCGCACUUUCCCCUGAAAACAGUGUGAACGGGGCAGGAGACGCAGACAUUCGACUCGUUCCGAGAUAAUCAUCUCAAAUACGGACGAAGACACACACGGGGGUGAGGGUGGCCUUUGCCUCAAAAAAUCUUCGCGAAAUGAGAAGUGAAUGAUGGAAAUCGAAACCUUGAACAAGCGAAGACGCGCGAGCGAUGAUUGGCAUCCGAGUGAUGAAUGAGACUAAACCGAUUCAAUUUUCAGUGCACAAACUGGCGACGCUGUUCCCUUCGAUGCAAUGCGCCAUCGCCCUCUACUACGUCUCCAGAAGAGACGACGCAUGCGUUGAACUCGCGUUGGCCAUCCGAAACCUUCUUGCGAGCAUGUUCCAGCUUCAAGUGGUAAGACAUAACAAUACAUCGGACACGAUCCUAAACUCUUGAUUUUCCAGAACCUCCUCGAUUCGUACAUGCCAAUGGUUGAGCGCUGCCUGAAUCCUGCUCCAAUCUACAGCUCCGAAGAGAGCAUCCGAGCGGAAGCGGCACCGGCUCAAGCUUCAACUGCAGCUCCAGCCUCAGCACCGCUUGCAGUUCAGGAGCUGUCCCCAAAGGAGCUGUCGCCGAUCCUUGAGACAAUCUCCGGAUUCGAGACUCCAGAAGAACCGGAAGUACACGAGGAGCUGCCAAAGGAACCAUCGACCUCUCAGGACUACACCGUCCCUCUUCAAAUCUUGGAUCAGAUUCCCGAGUCGGAUCAGACGCCCUCUACUCCGCUCAACGACUCCGGUUCUGCUCGGACGUCUCCUCUCCCUCUUCCUCGGAGAAAAAACGACGUCGUUGCAGUUCGGGCGGUCUGGAUGACGACUCCACUCCUCCGAAGAUCUUCAAACACUUCUAG